CUCCUCCUCCAAUAUUCACUCAUUCACUGACUUCUAUGAAUAUUGCUUCUGACAACUUGUGCAAUUUUUCUUUUACUGCCGCAAGUGGCGCAAGUGCUUGUGUUGAGGCUAGAGUGCCUAUAUUUGAAAUUGACGGAUCUACAGAAAGUAAAAUGUUUCUCUCAAGAGCCAGAUGUCUGAGUGUUCGCUUAACAGUAUACAAGAGGCCAGAAACUGCCUACAUUCCAUACAAUAGAUUCGACAGGAUGGUUAUGCCAACUGCCUUCCUCCUUGCAGUAGUUGGAAUGGCUCUUUCAACUUACGGUACAAGACAGAUGAUGUUGUGCAGUAAGGAGAAAGCGGCGAAGAAAAUGAGCGAAAACUAAGGAAGAAUAACACGGUUCGUUUGAAGCUUUGUAGCGGCCAUCCGUUUAAAGAUGAGUUUGCCUGACUGACUGAUAGAUAACUAUAAAUAGGAAAGAUAGAACAUUGAGGAAUGUACCAUUUGUUUUUCUGUAUAUAUGAUAAUUUAUUAUUCCCAAUAAAAAUGUACCAAAUAAUAAAUUCAUCAAAUAUAUUACCAUUUUUAGUCA
Coccinella septempunctata (seven-spotted ladybird) is the source of this 572-nucleotide messenger RNA. RefSeq lists its product as uncharacterized. The record is from RefSeq and is a predicted model, not a curated record. Lineage: Eukaryota; Metazoa; Arthropoda; Insecta; Coleoptera; Coccinellidae. The transcript is spliced from 3 exons. Bases 36 to 365 code for a protein of 109 amino acids.